Molecule: messenger RNA, 6097 nt
Organism: Carassius gibelio (silver crucian carp)
Lineage: Eukaryota; Metazoa; Chordata; Actinopteri; Cypriniformes; Cyprinidae
Product: SHC-transforming protein 1
Exons: 11
Coding region: 1566-3290 (574 amino acids)
Biological process (GO): intracellular signal transduction; cell surface receptor protein tyrosine kinase signaling pathway
Cellular component (GO): plasma membrane
Molecular function (GO): receptor tyrosine kinase binding
Source: RefSeq, a predicted model, not a curated record
GUAAAUAGGAGUAGCAGGACAGCCUGGAGAACGGGAAAGAAGACGUGGGAGGGGGCGCGGGGGAGCGAGAGAUUAUCUGGAAGAAGAGAGCGAGUGUGUUGGAGAGGGAGAGGGAGAGAGAGCUGGAGAGGCAGAAGCUGGAGGAGGAGAGGAGGAACACUGUGGGAUACACGGUGUGGAGGCUGAGGGAGGGAUUUCAGGAGAGGAAGGAUAGAGAGGAGGAUAGACUUAAAGGGACGAGUGCAGAGGGCGCGAAAGCUGCGCAGCCGGAGGUGAUCUGGAAAAGACGAGAGGAAGAGGAGGAAAAAGAUAGGGAUAGAGCUCGGCUUGGCGAUAGAGGUCCCACAAUCAUCUGGAGGAGGAGGGAAAGGGAGUGACAGGAAAAGAUGGGGAUGUGUCCGCUCUAAGUGCUUUCAGAUGUGUGACAGGACAUGAGGUGGCAGAUUCAGACGGUACAAAUAAACUUGCAUGUACUCAGACUUCAUGUAAUCUAGGUGCUAAAUAGUGUACAUCAGGUCCCUUUUUAUGUCUUGUAUGAAAUUAAGUGUUGAAUUUAAGUCUGGCUUAUAGUAAAAUGUGUAUUGUAUCAUAUUAAUAUAUGUAUAUGUACAAAAACUCGAGUUUCAUUUCAUUUUUCAUUAUAUAUUUAUUAAUAAUGUUGAAGGAAAAAUGAAACAUUUAGCUGCACUUUAGCUUCUGAACUUCAGAUUUAUCUUAAUAUUGUAUGCAUAAUUUCAGUUUUUACCAAUAAAUUGGGUAGUUUCAAAUCAAGUCAUAAUUAACAGACCUUCUAGAGGUCAGUGUAACCCUUGUAGUAGAUCCCUGGUGUACUUUUUUAACACCUGGACUAAAUUAAGUCUUUAAGCCAAACGAUGAGGAUAAUGUUGAUCAGUGCCAGUCUAAUCAUCACUGAACGCAGCAGUUUGAAUCAUUAUUAAAUGAUCCACAUUCACUGGAUCAGUACUUUUAGCAUAUUCCAUCCAUCUCUUCCCGCUCUCUUCCUCUCUCACUCUAUUGAUCCGUCUGUCUGACGGAAGCCUCCUCUCUGAGAGUCUCAGCUGCAGCUAAUAGGCUUUUUAUGGGAGUCUGUCAGACAAGAGCUAGUAGAGAGGAGCCCAGCACAUGCAAAGAGAAAUAAACAUGCACAUAAACACACUCGCAUGCAUAUAAAACAGUAGUACUAUUUCACACAUCUACCGAGAUGGAUUAUGUCUGGAGCACUUAUGUCUGACUACAUCAGUAACUUCAUGACAAUCAUUCUAUAUUUAGUCAUUCCUAGUGUCCUGAGAAGCUCUAUGCAGACUUAAGAUCUGAUGCAAAACCUACAAGCUGUGUAUGACGACAGCAGAAAACUUUAUUACAUUUUUUCAUCUGUCUUUUCGUCUCCUUUGGCAUCCUGUUUUUGAUACUUUCCGGACCUCUCUGGUGUGAUGAUGAAGGAAUCGGUAGAUGCAGAGAAAAAGAGGACUAUAAAAGACAAGCGAAGACAAGCUAUCGAUUGCGAUAGAGCGGCGUGGAGAGACAUUUAAGGACGUUUAGUGGACAACUAAGACGGCUGAGACGUCAUGGAGCUCGUCCCCAAAACCAAAUACACGCCCUUCAGGAGCGACUCCUUCAGCUCAACAGACGAGACUGCAUCCAAUCCCUCUCUCCCUUCUUCUGCCCCUCUCACCCCUCUCACCCCCCCUGGGAUCCCUCCUUCUCUCUCCUCCUCCUCCCUCACUCCCAUCCUCCCCUCUUCGUCUCCACGGCAGGCUGAAAACAGCCCCACCACCCUCUGCUCCUUUUUCCCCAGGAUGGGAGCCCUGCGGCUGGGUGUGUCUUCCACUCUGCUCCCAGGCCUGAAGGCCUCCAGCAGGCCGGCAAGCGUGCCAGGUGGUCAGAGAGGUUUGGGAGAGUCUCUGGAAGACACUCGGACCUCUGCUGCCAGCUCUUCUCCUCCUUUUCUUCUCCAUUCUCUAACAGCCCCAUCUCCUCCUCCUCGUCCCCCACAGGAUAUGAACCGGCUGGGUGGGGCCUCGCGGAGGGCCCGUGUGGAAGGGGGUCAGCUCGGCGGAGAUGAGUGGACGCGGCACGGAUCCUUUGUCAACAAGCCCACCCGAGGCUGGCUGCACUCGGACAGUGUGGUCAGCGCAUCUGGGGUCUCCUACACUGUCAGGUAUAUGGGCUGCGUGGAGGUGAUGCAGUCAAUGAGAGCGCUGGACUUCAACACCAGAACUCAGGUUACCAGGGAGGCAAUAUCAAUGGUGUGUGAGGCAGUACCAGGUGCCAAAGGAGCUCAGAGAAGGAGAAAGCCCUCCUCUCGUGGUCUCUCCUCCAUCUUAGGGAAGAGUAAUCUCCAGUUUGCAGGGAUGACAAUCAGCCUCACCGUGUCAACCAGCAGUCUAAACCUACUGGCAAUCGACUGCAAACAGGACACAGCAGAGUAUGUUGCCUACGUCGCCAAAGACCCCGUCAAUCAGAGAGCAUGUCAUAUCCUGGAGUGCUCAGAGGGCUUGGCUCAGGAGGUCAUCAGCACCAUCGGCCAGGCUUUUGAACUCCGCUUUAAACAGUACCUGAAGAACCCCCCCAAAGUGGUUACCCCUCAUGACCGGAUGGCUCCUUUCGAUGGGUUGGCCUGGGAGGAAGAGGAAGAGGACCUGCCUCCGCCUCAAGACUUUCCGUAUUACAAUAACUUCCCCGGUAAACAGGCUCCCAUUGGAGGCUUGGUUGACAUGAGGACCCGUCCUGGACACAGUACAGGAGCCACGCUGCCCUUUGGACAGCCCAGCCAGAACGAUAUUCACAAGCAGCCUCUUCCUCCUCUUCCAGUGGGUGUUAAGGAGGGAGGCUUGUUUGAUGACCCCUCAUACGUCAAUAUUGAUAAAUCCCGCCUCCCAGCGCCAGCAGCCAAUGGGAAUGCUACCAGAGAUGCAUUUGAUAUGAAGCCAUUUGAUGCUGCUUUAGUCAUGUCGGGAACAGUGGCGCCCCCUCUGGCUGAGCAGCUACAAAACGAGCCCUGGUUCCACGGUCCUAUAAGCCGCAGGCAGGCCGAAAGACUCCUGACCAAGGAUGGAGACUUCCUGGUGCGGGAGUCAAACACCACCCAAGGCCAGUACGUCCUCACUGGACAGCAGGGUGGUCAAUCGAAACACCUGCUUCUGGUGGAUCCAGAGGGAGUGGUGCGCACCAAAGACCACCGCUUCGAGAGCGUCAGUCACUUGAUUAGCUAUCACAAGGACAACCGGCUGCCAAUCAUCUCGGCAGGAAGUGAGGUGUGUCUGCAGCAGCCAGUCGAUCGCCGUGCUUAAACAAAAAACAAAAAAAGGCAGAUCUUUCUCCACCACACAUUUAAGAGAAACAAACUCCUCUAUUUCCUGCUAUUUUUGCCAGACUCUAUUAGAGAAAAACUUUUUAUUUUCUUCUUUUUUUAUCCGUUGGGAGUGUAAGAUAAUCAUAUCUUCACAGAAACAAAGAAUUUUGUACCGCAUCAAUUACCGGCCAUGAAAUUACCAAGCGAUGCAAUCAUUCUACUCAAGGACAAACGGACACGUCGCUUGAAAUAAGCGAUUAUAAAAAGCCAAACUAUGAAUGGAUCAUGUCCCAAACACGACUUCAUGUCUCAAAUUAUUCUUCGAGUCGAGAGUUGAUGUGAAUGCACUAAAAUUGCAGAACCUUUGAAGCACUCUAAAGAUUCACAUCUCGUGCAAUGGGCGAAAUCCAAAGAGUUUGUUUUUAGAGAGCAUUUUGUUGCGGCCGUUUGGAAAUCUUGCACUUCCGUGGUGUCCUGACUGCCUGAUGAAUAUGCAAAACUUUAAAGAGAAUCCAGAGCUCAUUCUCACGAUCCCCUUCCGCAUCUCAUGAAUCACAUCCAGAAUUCCCACCGGAAUAUCUCUGUUCUCAGUGUUCCCGCCAGGGGAUAACACACAGAAAUGCCUCUUAAUCUCAACCUCACAAUACCCUUUAUAGAAUUCCGAACGUGAGGAAUUUUGGUUACUUGGGAAGACCCCUGGACAUAUGUGAAAGCUUGUGUGGAUUUUUCCUUAUGCAAAUAAGCAGACGCUGUGAGGGACUUAACGCGGCCUGUUAUGAGAUACAACAAACUAGACUGUGGAAAAAGGGAACAUUCCCUUUCCACAUAACAUCAUAUAUCAGCUUGGGACAAAAGGGACAAGAGAAAAAAAAUGAAGUGCAAUGAGUGGACAUGGGUGUGUAAGCCUGAAUAGGACUGAAGGAUCGUAGUUUGAGAUCAGAUUAAAGCCUUUUUAUGAUGUCAUUUUAACUAAGUUUUUAUAUAUUUGUUGCAAUGAUGUCAUCUCGGUCAGCUGACGUCAUCAUUGGGAUGGUUUUAAUCUGGGAAAUAGAGGUUCUAUUUAUCUUGUGGAUGUCACUUCUGUUCGCAUUGACAAUCGAUUUCUUCAAAUAUAUCGAGUUGUCAGCUGCUUCUGUUUGUCCCGGAGACUUGAGUUACUGGAGAAAGCGUAAGGAGGCUAUGGUGUGUGUUAUAAAACAUGCGUCCUUUUCAAAGAUUCACUAUAAUCACUUUGCAUCUGAACAACAUGUAUAACAUAUAGGGGACACACCAGCCAAGAAGAGGAAAAGCGCUCCAAAUGAAUUGUGAACGUGUCUUUGCAGCCGCAAGUGCAGUUUCUGUUGAAGCCACAAACAGGAAACCACGUUUUUCAUCUUUGUUUGCUCUGAUAUUGAUCGUGCCUUUUUACCAAACACAGACACACCGAUAAAACACAGUCGCCUUUUUGUGAUUCUAUGGGUAAUCAUGACACUUUCUUUUCUGGGAAAAAACAACAACAACGGAAAAGAUAAUCAACUGCAAAAACGACACCAGUUUAGUGAGGCUCAGAACAGGUUUUGGGAAAGCAGUCUUCUGCACAUUAAUUCUGCUACGCUGUUUUUACUGUGCUAAGUUUAGUGCUGGUCUGUGGGUUAAAUAAAACUGCUUAGUAUCGUGUUAUGUUGCUUCAACUUCAGUAUGUGAAUAAACACCUUUUAUCUGUCAUUUAGUAACCAACAUUAGCUGCCCUGCAAGAGAACAUGUAAAUAAGCUUUGCCUAUGCUAAUAGCUGUCUAAAACCAGUCAUUCACUGUGUGGAUCUGUGUCUAAUGUAUCUGUUGGGAAUUUGUAAACUCGCAGGAAAAAAACAUGAAGGUGUAAGAUUUGACAUGCUCUCCUGAAGACAACGCAGUAGCAUUGUUUUUAAUCACACAAAUCUAUGUAAAUUGAGGAUUCACUUAGUCAGAUGUGCAAAGAACUUAUCUGGAUACUUUAUCAAUUUGAGAUGGGCAACUUUUUAAUUUUUAAUCUUUUUAAUAGAUGUCACUUUUGGACUUUGAGUCAGUGGUCAACAUUCAUUCCACAUUAUGAAUCCAGAUGGAUCCCAGCCGCAAAUGUAGAGAUGGUCCUCACUGCAGUACGCAAAAUCCAGAUCCUCCCACCUUACAUAUCCCUAAACCUACCCGUCUCCACCCCCUGAUCCCUAAACCCACCCGUCUCCACCCCCUAGAUUUGGAUCCAACCACGCCCCCUGGAUCUUGUGUUCUGCAGUGUGGGGCUACUGCAACUGUAUGUGACCAGCCUUCACGCUUAUGUGAAUUUUAUUCAAAUUAAUGCAUUGAAUGUUUUUUUUUUUGUUUUUUGUUUUUUUGCCAUCAGACUUUUUAUGUGCUCAUAGCACCACGGAUCUGUUCACUAACUGACAAAUGAAGAUUAAAGAAAGUGUGUUUAUGAGUCUGUGUGCGUGGAUGCAAACAUACACAGGGCUGGAAUAAUCUGGCUUUUACAACUUUGACUCGCCACUGAACUGUUUGCUCAUUUUCAUAUUUCACAGCGGCCUUUUGUUGCAUGGAAACACUUCCUGUUAUUGUGGUUACGGUGUCUAUUUUUUGUUGUGGUUGGUUGUUUGCUAUUUUCUAAGCCAAAGGCAUUUUAUUCUUCUUUGCCUAUAUAAAUGUUACUUUCUUUUUUUUUUUUCUUUUUUUUUUUUAAUACAUGUUUUUGAAUAUUUUAAUAAUUAUUUUCAUGUUGUUGUUCUUUGGGGAAAACAUAAAUGUUUACACCUGUAUCAAAUGAUCGAUUACAUAUAUAAAUACAUAUAUCAUU